AUGUGCAACUCUAUAAUUUUAGAAAAUAAAAUAUUUGAUUCACAAUGGGAUAAUAAAAAUCAUACAUUAUUUGAAAAUUUAAUGCCAAGAGACAAUAACAAUUUAAUUGAAAAUUCAAAUUACGACAAUAAUAAUAUUAAUAAUAAUAAUAAUAAUAACAAUACCGACAACGAUAACGACAACAACAACGAUAAUGAACCUUUUUAUAAUUCAAAUAUUCCAAAUGAAAUGCAAAUAAAUAAAUAUAGUAGAUUUGGAUUUAAACCAUCUCAACCAAUUUCAAAAAAAAAUGAAAAUCAAAUUGAAUUUAAUAAUAUUUUAUCAUUUUCAAUUAAAUCAUUUUUAUUAUUAAUAUUAUAUAUUUUAUUCUUUAAUUACCAAUUAUAUUCAAAAUAUUUUAUAAUACUAUUAUCUUUAAAUUUAAUAAUAACAUUAAUUUCAAUUAAAUCAAUUUUUAAAUAUAAAAAUUUAAAAAAAUUAAAAAAUAUAUUAAUAUAUAAAAUUCAAUCAAAAAUUAUAAUAUUAUAA
This is a messenger RNA of Dictyostelium discoideum AX4, 528 nucleotides long. RefSeq lists its product as hypothetical. The coding region runs from base 1 to 528 and encodes 175 amino acids. NCBI's taxonomy places the organism in Eukaryota, Evosea, Eumycetozoa, Dictyosteliales, Dictyosteliaceae. Gene Ontology annotation, cellular component: membrane. The transcript has 2 exons. The record is from RefSeq and is a predicted model, not a curated record.